This is a messenger RNA of Culicoides brevitarsis, 2041 nucleotides long. It is a transcript of the gene Egm, whose product is annotated as complex I assembly factor ACAD9, mitochondrial. Bases 66 to 1979 code for a protein of 637 amino acids. The transcript has 2 exons. The record is from RefSeq and is a predicted model, not a curated record. Gene Ontology annotation, molecular function: acyl-CoA dehydrogenase activity; flavin adenine dinucleotide binding. Lineage: Eukaryota; Metazoa; Arthropoda; Insecta; Diptera; Ceratopogonidae.
AAUCAAAACACAACUUUUUUCCGACAAAUUUGCACUUUUUUCAUCAUUUUUGGAGGAAAUUUACGAUGAGUCUCUUGCUGAAACACAUUUCGCGUCACUGCCAAAAGGUCCAUCGUGUUCGUCAUCCAAUAUUCCGACGUUGUCUCGCCUCUCAAGCAAGUGAAAAAGCCGAAGUUGAGAAAAAAGAUGAAAAAUUGGAACUAGAUUUCCGUAAAUUUGACUUGCAAGCACGAAUUGUGAAGAAACAACCAGCUUUGCCGCCUCUCAUUAAGGAAAUGUUCUUGGGUCGCAUCGAUGAAAAAUAUUUCCCGUACUUGGAGGUCAUCAAAAAGGAGCAUGUCGACAAGUAUUUUGCCGAAAGACAACAAAAAACUGCGGAAUUUUUGUCACAAACUGCAGAUCCAAAGAAUUGUCUCAGUAAUUUGCGGUCCAGCGAUUGUUUGGGGUACAGUAUCCCCAAGGAAUUCAACGGAAACGGAUACGAAUUGACCGAAACAACGUUAGAAGCUGAGUUGGAAAGUUGCAAUUUUGCUGCCAGUUCAAUUCUUAACCAACAUCGAUUGGUAGUUCAAGCCAUUGUUGAUUUCGGAUCUGACGAACAAAAAGCAAAAUAUCUCCCGAAACUCGCAAAUGGCGAAUUAAUCGGCACAGUUGCUGUUUUUGAGCGUGAAAUUUGCGAAGAUCGUCCUUUCCAUACGCUCGCGACACUCACAAAUGACAACAAUUUCGAGCUAAAUGGCGAAAAGGACUUUGUUAUUAACGGCGAAAAGGCGAAUUUGUUCCUCGUUGUUGCCAGUUCGAUGAAGAGGAUUCACAUAAAGAAGGAAAUUCCGGGCGUUUCGGCAUUUUUGGUCGAAGCGAAUGAUCCUGGAGUAGUAAGAGGAAAGAAAAUUGACACUUUGGGAUGUGAAGAAGUCGAAAAAUGUACACUUACCUUCGGAAAAGUGCCCCUUGGAGCGAAUCGGGUGAUCGGAAAUAUAAAUGAAGUAGAUGUUGUAGCGAAAAAAUUGAUUCAAAUGAUUCGGUUGCAAGCAACGACGAUGGCGAGUCAAGUGAUGAAACGAACAAUCAAUCAUUUUACGAGAUAUUGUAUCGAAACGAAGAUUACCAAUGGAUAUCCAAAAGAUUUGGAAAUCACAAGUGUUCGUUUGGGUCGAAUGGCAGCCAAAGCAUAUGCUCUCGACAGCAUGAUUUACUUCACAACGCAACUUGCUGACGCUUACGAGUCUCAAGACAUCGAUCUGGAAAUCGCAGCAACAAAAUUAUUCGCCAUGCAAAGUCUCAUCGACAUGACAUCGCUUCCCUUCCACACAAUUGGUCAAAAAGCGACGUUAACUGAUGAAAUUACCGCAAAAAACGCUCGUGACGCGUUGCAACUUCUCUCGCAAGGCGACACCAUGGACAUGAUCAAAAUGUAUCUCGGAUUGCAGGCGAUUCAGUACGCGGCACAAGAUCUUCAGGACGUCGUAUCGGAAAAUCGAAAUCCAACAGAUCAUCCGCAAAAAACUUUCUUCAAAGGUCUCUUCGAAAGCGGAUCUCCCCUUGACAGAAUUAAAAUUACGAUGCAUUUUGAUCAUAAUUUGCAUCCGUCGCUCAAGGCAGCUGGCGAAAUGCUCGAAGUCGCCAUGAAACGGGUUAAUAUCGCGAUGGAAGAGGCUUUGACGCGACACGGGCAAGAAAUUGUGCUCGCACACACGGAAAUCGAGAGACUUUCGAGAUGCGCGACUUUGUUGUAUGCCGUGCUGGCGACCAUUUCGAGAGCUUCGAGGUCUUAUUGCAUCGGCGUGAGAUAUUGCGAUGACGAGAUAAUGCUGGCACACACAUUUACGAUGGAAGUUUUCGACGAAAUUAAGAUUUUGACGGAGCAAAUUGUUGACAAUGCGUAUACGACGCAUGAUAAGAACCAUAAGAGGAUUGCCCAGCAACUUUAUGACUCGAAGAGGUAUUUCUUUGAGCAUCCGUUGUUGAGAGUUUUUUAAUGUAGGUAGUUGAGGAAAGUGCUAAUAAAUGAGAAAUAUUAAAAAAAAAUAUAUUAAUAAAU